CUCCGCAAGCAUGCCUCUCUAUGUUAUGUUGAGCAGGAGAGCAACUAUGAAACAGCGAACUUGAAGCUGAACCGAGGCACGCGGGAACGGCGGCCGAACAGCAAGUGAUGACUCACCAAAUUGAACGAAGGAAGGCCAUUAAUUCUCCUCAUGAUCAAAUCCGGGUGAUUUCGCUUUUGUUCCGAGUAUCUAUUCUGAAUACCGUUUGCCCUGCCAGUGCGCUCUCACGAGCCGCCCGCCCGAAGGCUGUGAGUGAAAUAGCCAACGACGACUACUACGGAAAAACGACACCGUUGAGGAUGCUGCUGGACUCGAUAUUAACUCUUCGAGCAUUGAUCAGCCAUUUUUCCCCGUGGCAGCGUCCUUUCGAACUGCUUGGGCAACCAGGUCUUCGAACUUCCCAGCCGCAAGACAUCUCUUCGCCGCCAAAACGCAUAGCCGUCGUGGGUGCCGGAACGGCAGGUCUCUCGUUCCUUAAAGUCAGCCUGGGGUACCAGCGAGAGCGUGAUGUCAACUGGGAAGUUGUCCUGUACGAACAGCGCCACGAUAUAGGUGGCGUAUGGCUUGAGCAAGUGGUCAAGCCUGAGCCCCCUCUUCUACCAGAGACUCCGCUUUACCCCAACCUUCGUACGAAUUCGCCGCACCCCGUUAGUGAGUAUGCACCCCUCCCAUCAUUCUAUCGUCGCUCUACCUCGUCAAUUUUAGAUACCUUUCCGAACUUCCCAUUCCCCGCCGAACUGGACUUAUUUCCUGGCGCGCAGUCCUUGUACCAGUACCACAAAGAUGUCGUCGCGCACUACAACCUUACUGGCUCGAUUCAUUUGCGGCAUAAUGUCACUACCGCUCGCUGGUUUGGUAAUGCUACCCAUGGCCAUUGGGGACUUACCAUCCAAAGACCACGAAAAACUUGCCCAUCCGGGACUAUGCAGAAUCCCACCCAUUUUUGGUGCUCAGUCUUACAGGGCUCAGAACACGAUUUGGAGACUAUAUACGAAAAAUUCGAUCACCUCAUCGUGGCCACCGGUCAAAAUCGGUACCCUCUUGUGGAUAACUUUCCCGGAAGAGAUGACUGGCUAUUGAACAGUGAUCCUAAGUCUCCGUUCCGGAGAGACAUACGACAUUCUAUCUACUUCAACGGCCCAGAACCUUACGUAAAUCGCACUGUUCUUAUCGCCGGGGGUAGUGUUAGUGGCAUGGAUAUUGGGAACCACAUUACCCCAUUCGCUGCUAAGGCAUACAUUGCACGAUCGGCAGGGAUGAAAGGCGACCCGUCGAACCAUUUCCUUAUUCCAAAGCCUCGAUUGUCACACUUCGAUCGUGAUGCCAUUUAUUUUGAAGAUGGAUCCUCCGUGACAGAUGUUGAUAGCGUUAUCCUUGCAACUGGAUACCGCUAUAUCGUGCCGUUUCUGAUUGCUGGAAAUGCACUUGUUAUCGACCCCAAUGCAAAAUCACACAACACUUCACACAUCCAUCCGCCCCCUCUUCUACGGCUCACGAGCAACGGAAAAUACAUGCAUCCUCUUUACAAACAUACGAUGAGUUUGAGCUCCUAUUUCCCUCCUAGCUCUCUUUUUGUCUUUGCACUGCCGAGGAUUCCUCCACCUGCGCUCGGAGAUUCUGCUCAAGCUAUUUUCGCUACCCGGGUUAUCGCCGAUCCAUCUCUCGUUGCCAACAGAAUUUCACUCCUUCGGGAAUUGGAGGAGGAUGAGGAACGUCUUCGACGGGCAGGAUAUGAUCCCGAUAAGCGAGCACAUACGCUCGUCGAUCUUGGCGAUCUUGGGCAAGCGUCGAACCUCUGGAUGGAGAGCCUUAUAGAUUUCCUCAAGGAGAGGAACGUCACUGGACUACCAUUGCCUGGGAGUGGUGGUCGGUACGUCGAUGAUUGGCGGAGAAAGCAUGGGGAUUUGCGUGCGCUUGUCGGAAUGUUGUUCACUUGGAGGGAGGUCGAGAAACGUGGUGAAUCGGAAAAGCUGCUCGCUGGGAGGAGGACAGAGAAAGAUUGGGCUGAACUGCUUGACUAUCUGGAGACACAUCCGUUGCCUCCUACUCCCAUCGAGGUUGAUCCAAAAGUUUAAUGAGAACGUUGCGUCACAGCUCAAAGCCUCAGCACGAUAUUACAAUCUGUUCAGGUCAGUGCGCAUUUGGGUUUGUAGACGGGCGCCUUGGUCAACUCAUGAUCGUGGAAAAUUCAAUUCGAGGGCUGGUAUCAUACCACUGGCACAUAAGAUCCCAUUCUCCUUUGUGCGAUUCGAAGCAC
Molecule: messenger RNA, 2257 nt
Organism: Cantharellus anzutake
Lineage: Eukaryota; Fungi; Basidiomycota; Agaricomycetes; Cantharellales; Hydnaceae
Exons: 3
Coding region: 108-2075 (655 amino acids)
Source: RefSeq, a predicted model, not a curated record